AUGUGGAGGAGAAUAUUCGCGCAUGAACUCAAGUAUGAUCAACCCAAUGCAUCUUCAAAAAACUUGAUCCUUUCAGUUCUGAAUACAACCGCUACAAAACGAGAGGCUAAGGAUUAUCUCUCAAAAUAUACAAAUGAUAGUGGGCAGCAUAAUCAUUGUUUGUUUUUUAUCAGGGACCUGCAUAAAGUCGCACCAGCGAUUUUGUCCCAGUUUUCAAGUGUCAUAAAGAGACUAGGAAUGCUAGGUUUGCGACCUAUGUUUGUAAUUCCGCCGUCGCCAACUCAUGUAAAUAUACAGGCAGAGUUACUUGACAGUAUCGUUACAGAAGCAGAUUUAAAGCCACUUCACCUUAAGGAGGGUCUUACUAAAUCCCGCACUGGGUUAUAUCAUUCUGUUUUUUCGCAAGAGAGUCGUUUCUUUGAUAUUGGAAAUUCCAAUUUUAUACCAAUUGUGAAACCUUAUGUGUAUAAUGAAGAGACUGCUUCAGAAUUCAUGACAAAGGAUGUUGUAAAAUUUAUGGAUUGCCUGUGCCAAGGGAAUAUUCCACACAUUGACAAAUUCUUCAUUCUAAAUAAUGCCGGAGGUAUACCUUCGGGAGAGAGAAAUGAUAACGCUCAUGUAUUCAUCAAUCUUUCUCAGGAACUCGAGCAUUUGUCCUCGUCAUUAUCUCACAAUAUAAGCACUCUAACCAAACGAGAGCCACGCUCCCAAAACCUGUUACACAGAAUGGAGGUGUACGUUAAAAAAGAUGAGAUAUCUUCCUUAGAAUGUGAAUACCAUGAUCAUUUAGAAAACCUGUUAUUGAUGGACAAAGUUUUAUCAAAUCUAGCGGCUACAGCAACGGGACUGAUUACAACUGUCAAAGCUGCCGCACUAUCAUCAGAUAGGAAAAAUCCUUUAGUAUAUAAUUUAUUGACAGACCGAUCGCUAAUUUCUUCUUCUUUACCAAGGUUUAAAAAAAAGGACGGCGAGAUAGACUCACCAGCCAACAUGUUUGAUGAUCACGCAUGGUAUGAAUUGCCUUCCCAACAGGUAAAUGCAGCUCCUUCUAACUCAGAUGCAGUUUUAGUGACAACUGUUCUCAAAAAGGGCGUCCAUAUCAAAACUUAUGACUAUAAGACGCUGACUCAAUUCAACUCAAUUGGGCUUCCAAAGAAGUUUCACGUACCUGAGAAAGGAGCAAAACCCUCGAGCAAUAGUCCAAAACUAGAUAUCAACAAAUUUAAAUCCAUCAUCGAUCAGAGCUUUAAAAGAUCUUUGGAUUUGCAUGACUACAUAAAAAGGAUUAAUGGAAAAAUAGCUACAAUUAUUGUGAUAGGUGAUUAUGAAGGCAUUGCAAUUCUUACCUAUGAAGGCUCGGAGGAAAAUUCCUUUGUUUAUCUCGAUAAGUUCGCCGUUCUACCACACUUGAAAGGCUCGCUGGGUAUAUCUGAUAUAAUCUUCAAUUUGAUGUUCAAAAAAUUUCCUAAUGAGAUACUUUGGAGAAGCAGAAAAGACAAUGUGGUGAACAAGUGGUAUUUUCAACGUAGCGUUGCUGUGCUAGAUUUGUCGAUUGACUUAGACCCCGAACACUGUGAUGAAAAGCAAAGCCAAUUUAAACUAUUUUACUACGGUAACCCUCAAUACGCUAAGAGGGCACUACGUGACAAGAAACGUUUAAGAGAAUUCAUGAGGUCUGUCAGGGACAUCAAGCCAAGUUGGGAAAAUGAAAAAAAUAUUUCAUGA
Molecule: messenger RNA, 1725 nt
Organism: Saccharomyces cerevisiae S288C
Lineage: Eukaryota; Fungi; Ascomycota; Saccharomycetes; Saccharomycetales; Saccharomycetaceae
Gene: ARG2
Product: acetyl-CoA:L-glutamate N-acetyltransferase
Exons: 1
Coding region: 1-1725 (574 amino acids)
Biological process (GO): L-arginine biosynthetic process
Cellular component (GO): mitochondrion
Molecular function (GO): L-glutamate N-acetyltransferase activity, acting on acetyl-CoA as donor
Source: RefSeq, marked reviewed